This is a messenger RNA of Daldinia decipiens, 2209 nucleotides long. RefSeq names its product FAS1 domain-containing protein. Bases 442 to 1923 code for a protein of 493 amino acids. The record is from RefSeq and is a predicted model, not a curated record. Gene Ontology annotation, biological process: macroautophagy. The transcript is spliced from 2 exons. NCBI's taxonomy places the organism in Eukaryota, Fungi, Ascomycota, Sordariomycetes, Xylariales, Hypoxylaceae. Gene Ontology annotation, cellular component: fungal-type vacuole membrane.
ACACAACACGCCAUAAAACGCAAUACGUAAGACGUCUUUCAGCUAGCAAUCAUGACGCGAACACAAGGAGAAAUCACCUUACAUAGGACGCCGCAAUCGAAAAGCCCUGCCUAAUAGAGUAAGGCACCUAGAGGCGAGAGAUAUUAGAUAGUAGGUAUUAGAGUCGAGCAUCUUACUGUUUCCUCUUCGUCUUCUUUUUUUCCCCUUCUCAUCAUCCCUAAUUGCGUGUAGUCCACGAUCAAUUCCGGGCCUAUUCUUAUAUAUCAACUGUUUUAUACAGGCUUGACGUCAGUAGCCGUCAGGGAUCAAUUAUAAUAAAAGACAUCACACACACACACACACACACACACACACAUAUAUAUAUACCUAGGUAUAUAACUUGGCCACUUCCGUAGAUCCCGAUCUUCCCAAUCGUCUGUCUAGGGGCCAUUCAUCGACAAGAUGAGAUAUUCAACUGCUCUUUUGCCCCUUGCGGCCACAGCCGUCGCAUUCGUGAUCCCCGAUGAAGCCACUGCUCAGCAGCUCGUCUUAGAGCCUCAGCAGCAGGCACAGAAGCCCGUGUCGUCAUGGUGGGAUCGCACCAACAACCUCGAUAACUUCCUCUCGUCUGCAGAGAGCACUUUCGAGACUGCCCUCGAUGCUCUCGAGAAACAGGCCAGCAAGCUGAGCAAGCUGAGCAGCUCGCUCCCCAAAGUGGAGUUCGACGUCGGAUCCGAGAUUACCGAGUUCCUCGCCCCGUCCGACUACGCCGUCCCGGGGCACGGACAUUGGCACGUCACGAAUUUGACAGUGUACCAAUCCAUCAAGGCCUCGAACUACAGCAAGAAAUUUGCGGCUCUGGUCGAUGAUUACCCGGAUCUAAUUAAGAAGCUUAACAGUACCUCGACUAACAUCACCGCCUUCAUCCCCACAGAUCACGCUUUCGAAAAGAUCCCUCACCAUGACAAGGAUCAUAAGCCGCCCAAGGAGUUCCUUGAGAAGUUGAUCAAGUACCACAUCGUUCCCGACUUCUACCCGGCCGGUCGCGUGCUCGCCCAGCACACCCUGUCGACUGCCUUGGAAGAAGAGGCGCUCGGUGGAAGACCUCAGCGACUACGGGUUAGUGUCGGGUUGUUCGGCGUCAAGCUGAACUUCUUCAGCAAGAUCGUGUUCGCAAACCUGCACACUUCCAACGGCGUUCUCCACGGCGUAGACAGCAUCCUAGUCCCGCCACCCCCAGCCAAGACACUAAUCUCCCUCUUCCCAACCAAAUUCUCCACCCUCGAGCUCGCAGCCGAGAAGACAGGCCUAAAGCACCACCACGGCGGCAAAGACGCCCACCACGAGCUUACCGGCCUAACCGUCUUUGCGCCCACCAACACCGCCUUCCAGCGCCUCGGACCCGGCGCCAACGCCUUCCUGUUCAACACCGACAAGGGCCUGCACUACCUGCGCGCGCUCCUCGCGUACCACAUCGUGGCCAACGAGACGCUGUACUCGGACGCGUACUACGGGCCCAAAGCCGCGGGUUUCGCGCCCAGCCUGGAUCUGGCGUAUAACGCCGACGCCGACGCUGACGCUGACGCUGACGCUGCCAAGGGGGGAGACGGCGCUGAGACGAGGGGCGCCAAGCACUACCAUCUCGACCUCCCGACUCUCCUCGACGACGCGCACCUUGCAGUCGAUAUCACGCGCUGGUUCGGGUUCAUUAAUAUCAAGGUUAACGGACACGUCGACGUAGCGAUACAGGAUGGCCUUGCCCAGAAUGGUGUGUUGCAGGUUGUCGACCACGUCUUGAUUCCGCCGCAUAAACACAAGGGUGCUUGGAAUGGGGAGGUCGAGGGCGAGAUCAAUGUUGAGGAGUUGGUUGAGAGGUUAGAGCCUUUUGUCAAGAAGGAUGUUGACGAGGGUGAGGCUGGAGAGGAGGGUGUUGGUGAGUUGUAAGUGUGAGGUGCAACUGGGGACCUGGAAGUAUUGGGUUCCCUUAAUGAGUAUACGAAUGGGAAAAUGGGAAAUCAGGCUUAGUAGAAACGUCACUUUAUAUGAUGCAAGUUAGAGGAUUAAAAGAGGACUGGAGUAGGGCUUAUGACGAGUAUAUAUGCAGCAUCACGCAAACGAAAGCGACGUUCGUUAGAUCUAGUUUCUGCGCGAGUAUUAUGUUAGUUAGGUAGGUAACCUGGGUUUGUGAAGUUUUUGGUUUGGUUUAGAUAGAUAGGUAGGUAGGUAGGUA